Molecule: messenger RNA, 744 nt
Organism: Entrophospora sp. SA101
Lineage: Eukaryota; Fungi; Glomeromycota; Glomeromycetes; Entrophosporales; Entrophosporaceae
Source: the annotation of a GenBank genome assembly
AUGGUGUUUUUUUCAGAAUGGAAACUUUUAUAUGUUCACCGUUUAGAAGGACCAAUAACACAUAUAUCGAGCUUUUACCAUGACAAUGGUACACAAUUAACAAAUUUUAAUUAUAAAGAAAAUAAUGCAUUAGCAAUCUUGUACCAAACUCAGUCAAAUGAACAAAUUAAAUUUUUUCUAAGAUUAUAUAAUAUUGGAAAUUAUGAUGAUGAUGAUUAUGAUACUGUUAUAGAUUCAAUUUAUACAUGUAAUAAUACACCAUCCUUUAAAUAUCAAGAUCUUCUUCUUCCUGUGACAGCACGUAAUGUUACAACAAUAUGUAUAGCUUUGAAUAAUAUUUUGUUCACAUUUGAUUAUAGUAACGCACCAACAACAGACGAAAAUCAAGAAACGCAUCUAACGGAAGCAUACACUGUUAGGAGUGAAUAUCUUCCUGUGUUAGAUGAAUGGUCAUUACAGGUUAUUGGAACUGAAAUCAACACAAAUGGAGAUUUAUUAAUACUUGUAACUCAGGAAAACUAUAUAUUAGUAUACAAGAGAGAAUUGGCAGAUUUAAGGUUACCUGCGUCAGCAAAACCUAGAAGAGGAUUUUUUGACAAAUUUGUUUAUAACGAUCAAAUAUAUUCAUCGCAUCAUCCCACUAAAGUUAAUGACGAUCCUUGGGAAUUAAGAAUGGUUAUCACAGCUUCACAUUUAGAAUUUUUAUGUUUAAAUGAAUUGGUUAGUAGUAUUGCAAAAGAAUAA